AUGCAAUGGCUGGGGCUGCUGCCGGGCUUAGUUGCUGGGAUCGCUCCCAUUGGGAUCCCCCUGGGACCCUCAGGCUCCCGCCCAGGAGCACGCGGAUCUGCGGUGCAUUUCGCGUUCCCUUUGGUGCGCUGGGUCAGGCAAUACUGUGACCUGGCCAACUAUCCGGGAGCUGUGCCGGAGGAGGAGGAAGUGGAGUAUGUCCGGGGCAUGUCCCGAGCUUUGCAGAGCAUUGAGAAUGCAAGCGGCCACUUGCAUUGGCGGUUUGUGCGAACUGGCUGGCUGCUGGGCAGCAUUUCUGCAGAACAUUUGGGCCCAGCGCUGCUGCGCUUCGUCUCUGCAGGUGUGAUUGGAGACGUGGCCAUCUCGAUGUGGCAAGGGCUUUGCCGCCAGGCAUUGUCGCAGACCCGGGCCUUCUACACUGUGUGGCUCAACCUCCUGCAGGCCGUCGGGUUCCAGGAUCAGCCGACCGAAUACGGCACAAGGAUGUGGGAGACUGGAAGUGCCAUGAGCACUUACUGGCUGCGCAAGGAGGCCACGCAGCCGACGUAUCUGCAGGAGCAGCAGCUGGCGAUUCUUUUCAGAUCCGUGGUGGCGAUCAACUCCGGUGCAGCAGCGUCUCCAUGCACCUGCCAGCUGUUCUACUACUCCUUGCUCCGCGAAUCCGUCACCUUCUGGGGUGUUUACUUCAAGCCGCGGACCACGGAGUUGGGGAGCUCAGGUGACGACGCCUGGAACGCCCAAAUGGAGACUCUCGACGAGAAGUUGAGCCCUUGUCAACUCAUGAAGGUUUCGCCGCUGUUCUUGGUGCCGUUUCAGGAGUUGGUCAUGCCAGAGAUGGACCAAGUACUGGGAGAUUUUGCCUGCUUGCCAAAGCGCAUUGUGACGGCGAUGGUGUGCGGCCAGUACUGGAUGCACAAAGGAGAUGCCGCCACGGCGAAGGAGUGCUUCAAUGCCGCAAGCCAAAUGUUGGUGAUGAGCAUGGACUGUUUCGACCAUGCGCUGCAGAGUUUCAUCAGUGAAGAGGUUCCCAACUCGAGGUGGCUGCAGUUCCAGGAGAUGUAUGCAUACAUGUCCCAAAUCGAUACGGCAGUCCGACCUUUCCAUGUGCCACGGGAUCUCAUUCCGAAAUCUGCGGCCAUGGUGAGCCGUGAACCACAACCACGAUCUUUGAGGAUCCCGGUGGAGCACAGCGUGAUGUCACUGCCUCCCCUGUGCCUGCAUACCAACAGCAGUGAGCUUCACCUACGUGUUCAAGGCAUCCCUCAGGAGCAAAAGCUGUUCAUUUACGACUUCACGGGGGCAUGGUCGCUGCACCGUGUUCACCUGCUUCAACCGCUGGACCUCAAAUCGAUGGACUACACCGGGCACAAGGUGGUCUUCGUUGGAGCCGACGUUCCAGCCUGGACCAACUUGGGCCACGCGCUGGACCGGUUGGUGACGGUUGUGUUCGGAACCUACAGACACGCCUACCUGAGCGGAGGCAUGGCCGAAGUCCUGAAGCUCCGUGAGUCACUGGAGGUCCAUGUCCGCUUUUCGGAGCAGGACUCCAGAGAUCUUGGCUUCGAGGUGAACCAUUCAGCCAGCGUUUGGCAACCGCCGGUCAUGCUGCCUUUUCUCACACUUCUCUCCUCUCGUCCAGCCCGGCUGCUGUCGGAACUGCCGGCGGAUCGGAUCAAUGCUUCCGCCCUCCAAUCGCUGACACAGGCUCGAAGCGACGGAUCCUUUGCACCGGCACUAGUGCAGAGGAUGAGCGCUGGAAAACGUGGCAAUGGUACCUGCUAUUCGGGAGGAUUCUGGUGCUCUCGAAAUGGGCCCUUGACUGCGCCAGAAUUACGACUGUUCCGAGUAGUCGCUACCCAGUUCCCUUUCUGGGGUGGCAGGUCGAAGCAGGAGCUGCUCAGCGAAGUCUGGGGGCUUCCGAAAGCCUCGGCGCCCGCCGUCUCCGCCGACCCCUGCCUCGAGAUUCAGAGCCGCAGCUGCCUGCGAGUCCUCAUCAUCCGCCGCGGAUCCCUGGCACGCAGCCGGGCGAUUGUGAACCUGGACGAUGCCUCGCGUUGGGCUGAGACGAGCUUCCCAAGCUCUGAAGUCCGGAUCGCCGUCGUGCAGAUGGAGCAGUUCUCCAUAGGUGAAGAGAUUGCGCUCGCGGAGCUGACGGACAUCUUCAUCGGGGCCUACGGAUCUGCGAUGUGGUGGCCGGUGUUCAUGGCUGCUGGCUGUUGCGCCAUGUGGCUGUAUCCGCUGAAUGCGCAGUUGGGCACGGGCUUCACGCAGAAGGUCCUCACCACUCGCUUGUGGUCAAAGCGAGCAACACUGGAGUAUUUGGAUCUCGUCGACCUGAGGCAUGUUUAUGUUCCUGGUGGCACGCCGCCACCCGGGACCCCUGGAAACUUCAGCCUUCCUCUCCAAGAGGAACGAUCCGACCGGCUUGCGUUUCAGAGACUGGACAUCUUCCUGGAUCUGGCUGAGUUUGGCCGCGCAUUCAAGGAAGCGGUCUCUGAGCAACGCACGCGGCUAACCAUGCUGGCCGGGGAAGUGAGGUCGCCUCGCGUGCAGAGACGCGUUACAAGACCGCAAGUCGACGGCACCGAACGAUUGAAGAAGGCACGAAGCAUCCGUCAACCAUGGCUCCGAGAUCUGAUUGAGGGGCUGUGGAUUGCAAGACGCACCGUCCUGGGCAUCGCAAGUGUGCUGGUUGCCCUCGGCCUUUGGCUGGCUCAGCAUGAGGAGACCCCUCUUUCAGCGGGUCGGUUUGGAUUGUGCCUGAACAUGGCGGCCGGCAGCAUGCGCUUCAGCCGACUGGAUGAGAGCGACAGGCAAGCUGGACAAGAGCUGGAGGAGUCACCUCUUCAGGAGGUGCCCUUGUCGGUUCUGCACAAGCGUGCUUCCCCAUUGAAUCUGAGCCAUCAGAGCCUGGCACAUGGCCUGGACAGCGCCAGAAGGCUGGACGCCUUGGAGUGGUUGGUCCAAGCCUUCGAUGCCCUGGACCUCGCAGACGAGCAGCUCUUUUCGGCUAUUGGUUUGCUGGACCGCUUCGCAGCGAAUGCCACAGCACCCAUCGCGGCAGGCCCAGGUGCCUUCGCUCUGGUGCUGGCCGUGAUGCUCGUGGCUCUGAAGGUCUCGGGCUUCAAGAAGGAUCUGGAGCGAGCCAGACGCCUGGUUGUGGAGGUUUCGGGCUCCUCGAGGCCCUGGGCCGCGGUGCGCAAGGCAGAGUUCAGCAUCCUCCGGCGCUUGGGCUUCCGCGCCUGCACACCCACGGCCUUCGACCUGCUAGACCGCUUACUCUCGGAUCUCUUCCCGUCCCAUGCAUUGCGUCUCGGCAACCCGUCGGCAGGGUCGGGCCCUAUGCCCUCGGCUGGAACCGAUCCAGCUAGCUGGGACCCGGAGUCCAAGCUGCGCUGCGGCAAUCUCGCCAGGUUCCUGCUAGAGAUGUGUGUGGUGUACGACCCCGAAGCGUUGUAUGGCUCUGGUCGCCCGCCCUUGGUCAGCGCUGUGGCCGCUUUGCUCCUCAGCCUCUUGUCUCAUUCUGCUCCCAGACACUACGCGCAGAUGAUGGCCGAAGCGGUCCAUCUCACCGAGUCCAAUCGCACGACUUUGAUGGAGAUUGCUGAGGCCAUGCGCAGCCGUUGGGUCAUGGAAGAGCAGAAGAACGGAGCAAACGGCUCUGUGGUAUUGGAGAAGUGGCGCAGGCGAUCGGGUGCCUUCGAAGUGUCACCUCCAUCGCCGUAUGACCUGCGGGCCCUCACCUCGGGCAUUACCAUGGGGGCCCCGGUGAAAGCCGAACCGGCCCGGAGCUACGCCCCUGCCAAGGCACCGGGCUCCCCGACGAGGGCUCGACGUCUCACUGGUGCAGCGGAGGUGCUGUCCGCUUUGCCCACGCCAGCGCGGCGGGCACCCGGCGGCCAGCGAACGGAGGCCACGGCCACGGCUGCGGCCUCUUCGACAAAGAAUCCAUUGGGUCAAGGGCAGCAGGGAUUGCCGGCACCGCGACUCACACAAAAGCCGCCGAAGGAGGAGUCGUACAAGCAGCCGGCAAAGCCGCAGGAGGAGGAGGCCAGGCGACAGCAGGAGAACCAUCGGCCUCCGCGCCUUUCGGCGCCGCAAGAGCCCUUGGCCUUCUGGCCCAUGCAGACGGGCCCUCAAGGUGCGGGAACCGCCGCAGAGCAACCUGCUGAGCCUCUUGUGGAACCUGAACCACUGCUGGAGCUGACGCACGUCUUGAACAUGGUGGCCCCACGUCCACAAAUACCACCGCCAUCCGGUGGGGUCAGCAACACGUCAAAGCUUCAGACACCAUCAGUUGCAGCAGAUCUCUUGGUGCAGUCGGCUCUGCGCAUGCAAUGGCCGGCUGACAAGAGGAAGCUCGCACCAAAGGACGCAGCAAGCACAUGCCGCGAAGCGGCCGGUGUCCUACAAGAAGCCAUCAAUCAGCUGUCCUCAGCUGCCAAUGUCCUCGAAUGCGGUGGAAGUGGUGUGCGAGAGGUUGCGAAGACGUACUGCGCUGAGACGAAGCGCCGGAAGACCUAUGCAGGACCUGCUGUUCCCGGCGCCGUCUCACCUCCUGUAGGGGGGAGUGGCAGUGGCAGCACCGUCAGCAGCUUGUCACGAGCACCCGCCGUACCAGCUGUUUAUCGUGGGAGCCCUCCCAUGGUGCGGACCACCGGACUGAGAGUUUGA
Molecule: messenger RNA, 4674 nt
Organism: Symbiodinium sp. CCMP2456
Lineage: Eukaryota; Dinophyceae; Suessiales; Symbiodiniaceae
Source: the annotation of a GenBank genome assembly